UUCAACUGAGUGCAGUGAAUUCGGGAAAGUGUGAUGCUUUCAGGUGGCGAUUGUUGUGCGCAAGACGCGGAGAGCAAUGCCGUAUUCUGGCUUUUUUUUGAUCGCGCGACCGACUGUUUGUACCUAUUUCCCACGUCAGUGGUGAAAUCCACGGAAUGUUCCAUUAACAGGAACAGCUGAUGAUCAUGCCGCCGCACGGAAUAUGGGAGAGAUCUGAAGGAUUACAAGGAGAAAUGUCAGCGACUGAGAUGCUCGCAAAUUAACUAUCAGUUACGACAAUCUGAGGCUUUUAGACACAAGUGCCUCUUGCACUACUGGUCCCCAACCCCAAGUGUGUCUCAUUUGUACGACAUCACAAAUGCGACCAUGGGAAGUAGCAGUGAGUAGGCGGCCAUCAACAGCCCUAUUAAACCAGAGGAGGGUCAUCGGGGAGCCUUGCAUCACCCCUCUGCACCUCAGGAGAAGUCCUCCAGUACGACGUCAGUGGGGGCAACAAGAUAGACCUGCUGUGCACAGUUCCCUGCAUCAGGAUGAGAACUUCCACCACAUGGUCUUCACCCAGCAUCAGCAGAUUCCCUUAGAUGAGUCCAGGCAAUAUAGCCAUUCCAGUGCACCUCCACGCAUGCUGCAUACUGCCACACAACCUCCCCAACAGAGCUCCAUCAUGGUGGAUCUUCAUGAACAGAUGCAUCAAGGAUCAGUUCCAAUAUCCUAUACAGUUACUACGGUGACAACCCACGGCUUUCCCAUCCACACCGGGCAACCUAUUCCAGCCUGCAAUGCUCAGCAGCUCCCAGCAUGCUCGGUAAUGUUCAGCGGACAGCUCUCUCUGCUCUGCUGCCUUCCUCCUCCACUCAUUCAAGCUUGCACCAUGCAGCAUCUGCCGGUGCCCUAUCAGGCAUUUCCACCGUUGAUUUCCAGUGAGCAUUUUAUCCUGCAUCCCAGUCCUCCAGUGCCACCCCACCAGCCUCCUCAUCUGCCUCAACUCAAUCAGUUUGUCCCUUUACAGCCCCAACACCCACGCAUGCCUCUGCAGAGGGUGGAGAAUGAAGUGGAUCUGCGAGGAGACCAGCAUCCAUUAGGAACGUUCUCUUAUCCUCCAGCCCACCAUCCACCAGCAAUGACCCCAUCCGUCCCCCUCCAGUACCUCCCCCAAGAGCCCCUCCAUCAAGAGCUACCCUUCGGAGUGCCAUAUCCACACAUGCUGCCGAGGCGUAUGACUGGACAGAGGUACAGGUUACAGCAGCCUCUGCCUCCCCCACCCCCUCCACCACCCUACUACCCUGGAUUCCUACCUUACUUCCUCUCAAUGCUUCCUGUGCCUCCGACUGCUGUGGGUCCUGCUAUCAGUCUGGACUUGGAUGUAGAUGAUGUAGAGAUGGAGAACUAUGAGGCGUUAUUAAAUCUUGCUGAGAGACUUGGUGAAGCGAAACCUCGAGGACUAACGAAAGCUGAUAUAGAGCAGCUUCCAUCCUACAGGUUCAAUUUAGAAAACCACCAAUCUGAACAAACUCUGUGUGUUGUGUGCUUUAGUGAUUUUGAGUCAAGGCAGCUUCUUCGAGUAUUACCCUGUAACCACGAAUUUCAUGCCAAGUGUGUGGACAAGUGGUUAAAGACCAAUCGCACCUGUCCAAUCUGUCGAGCCGACGCAUCUGAAGUUCACCGUGAUGUGGAAUGAGUUCAGGCUUUUGUCCUUCACUGGAAAGCAGCACAAAUCCUUGAGUGUGUUCUGUGAGUGGGGAUGGACACCGGUUCUCCAGCCAAGCGCAAAUCUACCCACCUCACCCCGCUCCCAAACCCCGCCUCUACAAUAAGCAAUCUUGGAAUUUAUAUGGAAUUGUGUGAGUUUCACAAAAGCUACUGCCUCAUAUAGCCACUUCUGAGUUCUGGAAUUGUGAUCCUUUUUUUUUAUAUAUAUAUAUAUAUAUAUAUACGUUUUUUUUCCAUGCCCCUUGUUUUUCACAGAUUUAAAAAAUAACCUGUAAUACGUGUUGUGUUGGCAUAUUUGUUUACACAAUGGAAUAUUCUCUUGUUGUUUGAUCAUGAAGAAUGAAAAAUCGUGCUUUAGUGUCGUAAGGGACUGCGGGGGUGUGCCUGGAUUAUGGUUGUUUUUUGGCUUUACCGUGCAUUCAGAUGAAUUUGUAGGAAGCCUAAAGAAUGACAAGCGCCAGUCUGCUUUUGAAUUGCCAUCAUAGAUGCAUGUGUGUAUGUGAUGGGCGCGAGGGACUUGUUAAUAGUCUAUGUUUUGCAAUAAUGUAUUGAUCAUUUGAAUAUCUUAAUCCUGAUUAUCUUUUAUCUGCGAAUGCUAUUGUGAAGGUGUGACUUUCAGUGGUUUAAAGUUCAAAGGCCUGAGGAUAAAGACAAAAAUGAGGAAAAAUACACAUAAGGACUGCUGAUGAUGGAUGCUAUUCCAUCUGAAAACUCCACCUGGAAUUUCAUCACAGUAAUAGAGACAUUAAAGAAGUGAGCUCUGUGAUGAGCCAUUGCUGUGGAGUUUUUGCUUUUGCUAUUGGACUGGCCCAUGAAAACAGGGACAAGGACAGCACACUGCCUCUGCCAGCUCCCACCUGACUGUACUGCACAACCCCCAUCUGUUCUGGACUGGCCCUCUUCAGCCCGAUCCAACACUCAGCUGUCGUCUUCUGGGUGACGGCAACAUGCAGGAAAGCAUUUUACAGGCCAUACAUGGACUGUUCUUUUAGACUAGCAAUAUUUUAAUAAACAAGAUCCACCGCAUUUCAACCGAAGAACAAAAGAGGAACAUCAAGCUAAACCAGAGAGCUUUGGGAAUUGAAUGGCCUUUAUCUUACAAUUUGCUCACAUUUACAGUGGAAGCCAGGAGAUAUUGCUUGCCUGUCCAGAAAGACUUUGGGAGAGGGUGGAACACUCGCAGAAAGCAAUAUGUGCAAUGAGUGUCCGAAGUGAAACAUUUUUGCCUGGUUUCUGGAGCACUAUGCUUUUUCUUUUUUUCCUCAUUCAUGAGCCAAUUAAUCAAUAUAUAUAUAUACACACUCUACAAGAUCUUAGCUCUGCCUUCUCAAGACCUUGACAAGCACAAACCUGUUACUAAUCUUUAAAUCUUCAGUUCCUCUUUUAAAAGUAUGUUUUUAUUUUAAGUGGUGUUAUUUAUUGAUUUUAUCUUCUGAGAGUUUUUGAAGGAUUCAGUCUGAAUACUAAUGCAUCUUCUAAUGCGUUUUAUUUUGCUUCCCGUUGUCAGGUCUCAGGCCAUGUGCACAGUGUAAAGUGAUGUGAAAGAAAAAAAAAAACAUUGUAUGCAUAGCCUUGGUGGAAAGGUUGAAAUUAUAGUCUUGUUUUUAAGACAAAAAGAAUGUUGACGCACUCUGUAUUUCUAGUUAAAUAGAUAGUUUACCCAAAAAAGCAAAAAUGCUGCCAUCAUUUGUGUUGUUCCAAACCCAUAUGACUUUCUAUUUUUAGUACAUAAAAGGCAGAAUUAUUUCUACAUGCGGUUUACGCACAGCGUGCAAUGAAAGUGUUGUCAUUAGCACCAUGCACGGACUGUCAUUUCUUUUUUGUCUCUCUUUUUCUUAGACUGCCCCAGCUUCUAUGUCUUUGCGCAUCAUUGGCACAUGCGCCUGCUGUUGACUCUGCUAGUAGAGGAUCACAGAAUAGUCGAAGCAUGCAUGCUUUCAAUUUGUCCAAAUAGGCUUGUGGUCAAAAGAGUGUACUUUGAAAGGCUGAGCGCCCAAACGUGUGCAUUACAGAAUGGUACUCUUGAGACUUAAGGCUAGGGUAUACUUUGUUUUUCAGUCACCAUUCACUUUUUUUUUUUUUCUCCUCAUUUCACUGUAAAAAAGAUAUAAUAAAGUGAAUGGCGUCUGAAGCUAACAUUCUAAAAUUAAACUUUUCCACUGAAGAAAGUCAUACAGGUAUGGGGCAACAUGAGUCACUGAUGCAAGAAUUUUCAUUUUUGGGUGAAAUAUCCCUUUAAGCCCUCUCCUGUGUGCCAGUUGACUGUAGUCGUUCCACGAAUAUCCCAAACAGGAUUUGGAAUGGCAGAGACGGAGCGUUUGGGUUGUUUAAAUAGAGAAAAAAGCACUGUAAAACACUCAACUCAUAGUUCACUCGAUUCCAAAAACAAACCUGAACAAUUUGUUCGGGGGAAAACUAUUUUGGGUAUACUUUUUUUCCCUAAGUACUUUAAUUAUAGGACUUUUAAAUAUAAAAUAUAUAUAUAUUCCUGAGUCGUUUGUCCACUGAAAAGUCUUUGUAACUUAAUACACACUGGCUUUCUCGGGUAAAGGGACUCAUUUAAUGAGAAUGUUAGGAUCUUGCUUUUGCGUGCCAGGUUUAAAAAAAGCCAUUGUAAUGAAUUAAAUCCACACUUUUGAUAAGUAAUCUAUGUAUACAUAUCUGUUCACUGGCAUAUAUUUUAAGUAUAUAGAAAAAAGAAUAAUCUCUCAGGGCCUCUUGGUAAUUAAAAAUAAAUAAAGGAAAACAGUCCAUUUCAAAUGGGUUUGAUGCCAUGGAGAUAUAUUUGGGUAUUAUGGGUUGUUUUCCUCAGGCCAUGCAUAUUUUAAAUGUAAUCAACUGAACUAAUAUUCAUUUUUUAAAAUGGUAGUAAAUAUUAUUCCAUUAAAGAUGGCAUGCAAUGAAAAAAAAAAAUGAAGUUACUUGUUGUAUUGAGUGAUAAUGGGCUUUGUCACUGCAGCCAAUCAUUAAGUGUAUGUUACUCAAACCUGUUUUCCAGCCGUUCAGUUUCUGUGUUUUUGGACCACACAAACCGGUUGUAAUCCCAUUUGCAAACGUGUCUAGCACACUGUCCUACCAAGACCACUUCCAAAUUCUUAGUGUUUGCAUGAUUUAAGGGUUAAAAUCAAAGCAAUUAAAAAAAUGACAAAUUAAAUCUGUAUUUCAGUGAACGAUAUCUAGUCAGGGGUGGGCAAGUAUUUAAUUGUGCACCAUAUGCAUGCAUGUCUAACCAGGUCCUGACUGGUUUUUAGGUAAAUCUAUUUGGCUAUGGGUUCUGGGUCUAGGGGACUUUUGCUCAGCUGAUAACUGCCAUGCACUCUACUGCACAUAUUUGUAAUAGAACCAAAUGACUAAAAGAUUUGAUUGUGCUUGUACUUGCAAAAGAACAAAAACAAUAUAUAUAUAGGACAUUAGACAUUAACAGAGUUGCGCUUGAUGCCUGUAGUAAGUGAGCAGAUUUUGAGAUGGGAAAUGUGAUUGGCUCCUCACCACAUAUGUGCUUCUAUAUCAUUGCCUCAGUGACACCCUUGACUGGAAUCUAGAUAAUGGAAAGCCAUAUAGUAAAAAGGUGCUAGAUAUUCUAUAUUUAGGUGUAAUGCUACAUUCACAUAAGAGAAUGCUAUAGUUUGUUAUGGGUCUCUGUUCAUACAGCAUGCAGUGCUAGUACCCAAACUACAGUCAACAGCAGUUAAUUACAUUAUCAACAGGGGUUUCCAUAAAAAAAGAAAAAACGACUUAGCUUUACUUGUAUGUGCUGGUAGACGGUGACCGUUUCAAAAAUGUGUCUUGUAAAAGAUUAAUUUGCUGCCCAAGCGAUCUGAUUUGUUACAUCUGCCUUAAACUGAAAUUGGAGGUGUUGUGUGGGGGUAAAAUAAACGGCACUAUCACAGCGCUAUCACUCACCAAAAUGGUUGAAAAAUAUAUGUACCUGUUGUGUAUGGUUCUCUACCUUGAGCAUCAGUAAUUGUUAUGUUUAAGAAUAAGUUGUUGAUAUACACGCAAGCACUUUUGCUUGGGUUAACCGGCUGUGGACUCUUUCUAAUAUAUCCUUGUUUAGAUUUAUAAAGGAAUUUUUCACAGUAACCAAGAUUCCUUGAAAACCUCAGUGUUACCUGUACUAAAUUACUAAAAAGAAAAAAACAACUAUAAGUUAUGAUAAAUAGAAUCUUGUAGUCUUUCUGUGAUUCAAAUAAUAAAUAAUCUCACAGCUUGUGUGGUGGAAAAUUGUGUUCCAAUAAGCAGCUAAAUUCUUUAGAUUGUGAUUUGUUGAUUGCUCCUUAGACGCCACUGAUUGUUUACCAAUGAUUUCAUGCUGUGUGGUGGGAUAGUGGAUUGUUUACUGUUCUAUUCUCCUCCUGGCCUCUAGGGGUCAGUCAUUGCCUGAACUCCAGACUACCCAGCCAACACAAGGGCAGGGGCAUGUGUUCUGUGUUAGGAUGAUAUUUUGCUUUGGUACUUGCACAUUUACAGUUACCUCAUUUUUGCCAUGUUUGUAUUUGGAGGAAAACAACAAUAAAAAAAAAAAAAGCAUAUAUUAGGAAAUGGUUCUUUAAUGCUAUAAUUUUUUUUUCUUCAUUCCAUUGGAAUCAUUGUUUGUAGCAUUUAACAUAGAACUAGUUAUAGUGUAUUAUAAAAACAUCUGUAUACUGAUUGAAAUUUUUAAGAUUUGUACUUUUUUUAAUGAAAGUUGCUAGUUCUGCUUUACCGAGUAGUGCAAUCAAUUUGUUUUUAUUAUUAUUAUUGUGGCUGAUUGGAGAGGGUUGUUCACUAAUAAAUGUGUGAUGUAUACUCCUACUACACUGACUUAAGUAAUUACUGCUUUAAACGCAUUGCACAGUAUAGAUGUGUUGCAGGUCAGUCAACUUGUUUAUGUGCCACGCAAACCUCAAAGCAGCGUGAAAUCACGGAAGAACAUGCUUCCUUUGCCUUUCCUAUGGUAAAAGAAACCUAUUAGGACUUUUAAGUUGUUCGUUUUUAAUUCUCAUGCUUAAAUGCUGUAGAGCGAUAUCUAGUUCAUGACAUAUUUAAGAGCAUGGAAAAAUUCAAAUUCAACUUCAACAAAUUUCUCAUCAGAAAAUUAAAUGUUUCCUUUUGGCAUGCAUAAUAAUUAUAAAAGAAUUAGCCAAAUGCUAUUGAUAUACUUUAAGUAUAGCAUGUCACACUGUAAGACAUGUCAGCUAUCCAUAAAAGGCAGUGCAGAAAAUACUGCCCUGAUGCAUAAAUAAUUUACAUACAGUAAUGUGAAAAAUUAUAUUAUAAUUAGAGGGGGAAAAUGUGACCAGUCUUGUCCUAAAAUGUUUUUAUGUAUUUAAUUUUUAUGUGAAAUAGGAAUUAGACAUGUUCUGGUCAGGCUUUGUGAGAGUCCCCUAUAAUAAAAGUCUUACAGAGUAACUGCCUCUCC
Xyrauchen texanus (razorback sucker) is the source of this 7111-nucleotide messenger RNA. RefSeq names its product RING finger protein 44-like. NCBI's taxonomy places the organism in Eukaryota, Metazoa, Chordata, Actinopteri, Cypriniformes, Catostomidae. Bases 359 to 1678 code for a protein of 439 amino acids. The transcript is spliced from 11 exons. The record is from RefSeq and is a predicted model, not a curated record.